Messenger RNA from Daldinia loculata, 1086 nucleotides. RefSeq lists its product as uncharacterized. The record is from RefSeq and is a predicted model, not a curated record. Lineage: Eukaryota; Fungi; Ascomycota; Sordariomycetes; Xylariales; Hypoxylaceae. The transcript has 3 exons. Bases 1 to 1086 code for a protein of 361 amino acids.
AUGGCCGCGCCACCGUCAAAGGAGAAGAUAGCUUUUAUGAAAGCUCACAGUGACGAAAGCCUCGUGCCAGAUAUAAUUAUUUGUGUCUCUAUUUGCGGUAUCGCAUCUAUUGUAUUCAUUCUUCUGCGUCUCUAUUCGCAGUAUCUUGUAUCGCGCAAGUUCCGUUUAACACAAAGCGAUAUUCUACUAUUGAUAGGUUGGGUCUUCUAUGCGCAAUUCAGCAUCGGGCUAGGCAUGAUAACCAAAUACGGAGGAGGGCGUCACGUUAUCCUGGUUACGGACAUGCGCUUGCUUAAUACUUGGAAAAUCGUCGAUGAAGUAUCAUAUUCCACGUCUUUAGGAUUCCUAAAACUCGGCAUUCUUAGGUUAUAUGGCAACAUCUUCCCAUCGAGAAGGUUCCAUGGAUUCCUAUGGGUAUUCGCCUUGGUGCUCAUUGGUUUUCACAUAGCAUCAAUUCUCGUCAACAUCCUCGAAUGCAUUCCCAUCCAGUAUUAUUGGGAUGUCACAAUGAAAGAGGGUUUCUGUUUAAAUUACGGAUUGUAUAUGCUUCUUACCGGAGUUAUCAAUAUAAUUAACGAUUUUAUCAUAUUAUUUUCUCCUAUCCCAAUGGUUUUACAUCUCCACACCUCCAAGCAGAAAAAGAGACUCCUGAUUUUCACCUUCGGUAUGGGUGGAAGCGCCUGUAUCGUCUCUAUUGUUCGCCUUGCAUUCUCCUUGGAUUUUGACACAACUGGUGAUCCUAGCUAUGAUAACAUACGUAUGAGCCUUCUUUCACUUAUUGAGCUUAUGGCUGGCAUUCUUGCUACAUCAAUACCGACAUACUGGCCAUUAUUUCGACACAUUAUGGCAAUAUGCAGACCGUCUUCGAUUAAUUCACCAACCUAUAUCGAUAGCAAGGAUAGCAAGUGGAACAGCGGUGGCAGUAUUCACCCUAGUCCUCAAAUAAGUGCUGGCGUUUCGGCUGGGCAGCUUGAAAGCAGUAUUUCUGGUAUAAAUGUGACGAGACACGUUGAGCUUGCUAGAUAUACUAAUAUGGGAGGUAAUUGGAUUAGAGUUCCCGAUGAUAUCCGUAAAGGAUGGAAAUAG